AUGGACUUCGUGACCGGCGCGGUGAGCACGCUGCUACCCAUGCUGGGCGACCUGCUGACGCGGGACUACCAGCUGCAGGCGAGCGUCCAGGACGACGUCGCGUUCCUCAAGGCGGAGCUGGAGAGCAUGGAGGCCGCGCUCCUCCAGAUCUCCGAGGCGCCGGCGGACCGGCCGCCCGACGCGCAGGACAGUCUGUGGGCGCGGGAGAUCCGGGAGCUCUCCUACGACGUGGAGGACUGCGUGGAAGCCUUCCUCGCGCACCUGCACCACCACGCGCCGGCGCCGGCGCCGCCCGGGGACAGGGACCUCCUCCAGGGCCUGAGGGGCCUCAUCGACAGGGGGCUCGGCCUGCUCAGGAGGGCCAAGAUCCGCCGCGACAUGGGCGCUGAGGUCAGAGACAUCAAGCGACGCGUCGUGGAGGUCGGCGAGCGCCGCGUCAGGUACAAGAUCGACGGAGUCGCGGCGAAGCCCGCUGGCCCGACGGCCGCCGACGGCCUUCGGCUGUCGGCUCUGUACGCCGCGGCGACGGAGCUUGUCGGUACCCAGGAGAGGAGCCUUCCUGCUUGUAAAUUGUAUUAUCCUCUUGAAUCUGUUUUAGAUUUUCAGUCUGCAAACCGCUACUUCAUUGUCAUUGAUGACAUAUGGAGUUGUUCAGUAUGGAAUACAGUCAGGCAUGCUUUUAUUGAGAAUCGAUGUGGAAGUAGAAUAAUCACAACUCGCAUCCUUGAUGUUGCCAAGCAAGCUAAUGGUAUCUAUGAACUAAGACCUCUUUCUCCUGCUGACUCAAGAAAGUUGUUCUACCAAAGAAUAUUUGGCACUGAAGACAGAGCUCCUCCAAAUCACUUAGCUGAAGUAUCAAAGAAUAUUUUGAAAAAAUGUGGCGGUGUACCUUUAGCUGUAAUUACAAUAGCCAGUCUAUUAGCAACUAAAAUGAGAAAGGAAAACACUGAUAAGUACUGGUAUCAAGGGUAUGAAUCCAUGGGUUCUGGACUUGAAGAAAGCACGGAUGUGAAGGACAUGCGAAGGAUACUGUCUAUCAGUUACUAUGAUCUGCCGCCACAUUUGAAGACUUUCUUGUUGUAUCUGACUUUGUAUUCAGAGGAUAAUGGUAUAAUAAUCGAGAAGGUGAUAUACAAAUUGAUAGGUGAAGGUAUUAUCCGGAAACAUCAUGGGAGAACUUUUUAUGAAGCGGGAGAGGAUUACUUUGAAGACCUCAUCAAUAGAAGUAUUAUCCAACCAAUGCUUUUUAACCAUGGGAGUAAGGUAUGGUCUUGUUUUGUGCAUGACAUGAUGCUUGAUCUAAUUGCUUCCAUAUCAGAGGAGGAGAAUCUUUUACAAGCACUUGGUGGUUCCCAGACGAUGUGUAAGCCAACAAGUAAGAUCCGCCGAUUGUUGCUCCAAACAAUGAAGGUCGAAGAUGUCAAGAAGGUGGUAACCAUGAACCUGUCCCAUUUGAGAUCACUAACCGUGUCAUCGGAAGCAUUCACUUUGUUGCCUACCCUGUCCAGCUUUCCGAUCAUACGUGUGUUGGAUUUAUAUGGCUGUACUCAGGUGUAUAACAGUCACUGCAAGCACAUCUGCAAUUUGUAUCACCUGAGAUAUCUAAAGCUAUCUUUGACAUCCAUCACUGAGAUACCAAAUGAGAUUGGGAACCUACAGCUUCUGCAGUUCCUGGACUUGAAUAUGACCAACAUAAAAGCGCUUCCACCAGCAUUUGUCCAGCUAAGAAAACUAGAGUUCUUGUCUGUCGACAAUCGGACUAGACUACCAGAAUGCCUUGGGAACUUAAUUUCUCUACAGAAGUUAUCACCACGUAUAACAAUCAGUUCCCCAACAAUGCUGUGCGAAUUGAGCAGGCUGACCGAGCUGAGGCGUUUGAUGCUCCGCUUCGACGACUGGGACGACGAGAGCUAUGAGGAACCUUUUGUUCACUUUCUAUCCAACCUGGUGAACCUUGAAUCCCUGCAGGUAUUUGAUUGCCACAACGGCCUUGGUUCCAACAUUGGCAUGUUGUUAACACCAGGGCCUCAACAGCUUCGGUCCAUUAACGUAGGGCCUGGCACUGUAGGCUGUGUGCCAUUAUGGAUGCCAUCGCUCCUUGCCCUGUCCGCCCUAGACAUCACACUGCUGACACUACAAGAGGAGGACCUCCAGGUCCUUGGCAGAAUACCAUCUCUUCGCAGCCUCUACAUAUGGGUGAAGGAGCACAGAAAAGACAGGCACAAGAGGUUGGCCAUCGGCAGUGACGACUGUCCAUUCCGUUUCCUAACGAAGUUCAGAAUCGGGCCUGGCGCCAUGGAGGUGGAGUUUGCAGCAGGAGCCAUGCCAAAGCUCCGAACCGUUCGUUUGGACCUCCAUGUGCGGCAUACCUUGGAUCAGUUUGGCGACUUCGAGUGCGGCCUGGAGAGCCUCUCCUCGCUCGACCGUGCCGUUGUUCAUAUGAACUGUUACUGUGCGGAGCUUGAGGAGGUGGAGGCGGCAGAGGCUUCGAUACAGAAAGCGCUGGAGUUGAAUCCCAAUAGACCCACGCUUGAGUUGGACAAGGGAAGCAGAGUUUCAGGCCGGAAUGUGGUCUCCAUGGCGACCACCCGAAGAGGCGGCCUCGUCUCCCUAAGAUCCCCACGGUUUCGCGUCUACGCGGCGAAGGCGGAGACGGUGAGCAAGGUGAUGGACAUCGUGAAGCAGCAGCUGGCGCUGGCGGCUGACGUGGGGCUGACGGCGGAGUCCAAGUUCGCGGACCUGGGCGCCGACUCGCUGGACACGGUGGAGAUCGUCAUGGCGCUGGAGGAGGAGUUCAAGAUCACCGUCGAGGAGGACAACGCCCAGAACAUCACCACCAUCCAGGAGGCCGCCGACCUCAUCGACAAGCUCGUCGACCAGAACCCAGCAGCGCCGGCGGCAUGA
This is a messenger RNA of Miscanthus lutarioriparius, 2904 nucleotides long. The record is from the annotation of a GenBank genome assembly. Lineage: Eukaryota; Viridiplantae; Streptophyta; Magnoliopsida; Poales; Poaceae.